AAGUGUGACACUGUGCUAAAGUUUUCGGGUGCAUUUGUGCCAAGCGUAUUAGGGUGGCCAAUUCAACCAUUACCAACAUUUGCACAGAAAAAAUGCGGACAAGUUCCCUCAAAAUCGCUGUAAUCUUCAGUGGAGGGGGUGCAUUGUUUAUGCUGAUAAUACUUUUUCAGAGGAUCGAAAACACCAAGCUCGGUUUAUUCUCUGCAAUCGCGGCCGAGGAGCCGAAGUAUACGCCUGAAGUGGCCAAAGCAGUUCCCAAAAUCACCAAAUUGCACGAGAUUACGGUUUUUCUACGGUUGACGAGUAACAAAGAACACAAACGUCGCUUAUAUUGCUAUUUCUUGAGGACUUAUGUGUUAUUUUGGCCUGAAAAUCUACCUAGCAAAACUGUGCUUGUUCUCGACCAGGAAUCUCUACAAGACCACGAGUUUGGGGUGAAACUGAUAAACAAGACAAAAAGCAAUUUUCCCAACCUCAAAUUCGACGUUCAGUACGAACCACUGCCAAUGAAGUCCGUUUUGGAGUUUCCGGGUUCGCCAAAGCCGCCUGGAUACAACCGGCAACUGUGGAGUAGCUUUUUUAUUGAUAAAUACACUGAUGACGAUGUUAUAGCGUGGAUGGACACCGACGCGGCUUUCACUUUUCCAGUGACUACAUCUUCGAUAUUCAAUGGGGGCAAACUACGCGCAAUUGGUAGCGAGUGCAGUGUGUCAAUUAGUUGGGUUCAAACAUGGGCCACGACCACUGAGUUGGCGCUUGGAGUUCCAAUGAUAGCGGACUUCAUGAUAUACUUUCCCGUUUAUAUUUUGCGAGAUACUUUCACAAACUGCCGAAAUCACAUUCUUAAAAGAUUCAAGACCAAUGACUUCGCAGAAGCUUUCAAGGGUUUCUACAAGGGAUACAUAUCACCUGUAUGUAUUAUUCUAAGCUAUGCUUGGCACUUUGAAAGAGACCGAUACGACUGGAGUUUUAAAUUGUGUUCUAGCCUUACAGAUUACAACAAAAAAUUCUCAAAAGAAGCUCAAAUCCCGCCCGAGAACGCCAAUGCAUUUUUACCACAACCUCAAACAGCCUUCCACUACUGUGAUGUCGAUUUUCUGAUGUCCAAUAUUCGUAUGAGCUACUGCCUUGUCAAGGGGUCAGGGGGGAAUCCAAUCGACAAAUGCCCAGGCCGGGAUAUCGCUCUAAAUAGAAGCUUGGUUUUAUUCAACCACGAUCUACAAAGGGUGAACAAUCCGGAAGAUACUCCAUGCUUGGGGGAGCAUCGGGAGUCGUGUUUGAGAACCCUAGAGGAAUGCUUUCGAAAUAUUAAAGGAGAGAUAGCACAGGGAUUGCGAAAGGUAGAUUGGCGAGAUCUAGAAACUGUGGAUAAACUGGCGAAAGAGGAUGGCAUUCAGUGUACCACAAUUCCUUAGAAUAUAAACACCCUGUCCCAAGGUUUGAGUGCCUUUCCAAUCUCACAGGCUAGAAAACAAUGCAAACGGAACUCGUUGGUGAAAAGUAAUUCUAUUGACAUUUAUAAUUUAUUUAUUAUAAAUAAAUUAUAUAUUUAUUAUUUAUUUUGCCUGCUAAGGACCGAGUAUUUGUAAGUGCCUUCAUGUGUUUGGUUGGAUUCGUCAAUUGAAACCCCUGCUAGAAGAUGCCUCUUUUCCAAGCAGAGAACUCUUGAGAUCCAAGGCCACAGUGUUGAAAGAGCUGACAUUCUUGCGAAUUAAAACCGUGGAAACCUCCAUCUUUGUAUAUCCAAAAAUGUCGUUUAGUCAAGGAAGUCCAUGCUCGAGUUAAAUUUCAAAAGUACAUUAAGUUGUGUAAUUAAUGGAAAGGGUAUUUUUACUCUGGAAUUUUCGGAUGCUAGAAAACGUAGUAGAAUGCAUCCGACGAUUUGGCUUUUAUUUUCAGAAAAAUUUCGCCAAGUAUAUUGAGCUAGUUUCGCUAAUGCACGAGAAAAAAUACCUGCACGCAAGAUGUUACGAUAUCUAUAUAGCGCAAGAUAGAACUGUAAGUCUGCUUGACUUGGACGCGUUUGACCUAGCUUUACCGGCUUUCUUUUGAGUCAACUUAACGCACCCCUUGAGGCUGGUUCUCACUUGGGCGCAAGCGCAGCGCGAGAGGACGCAACUGCUUGUUUUCUUGAGCUUGCGCUUAUGUUUGACCGAUUCUCACUUGUCUUGCGCUUCCGUUUGCGCUUACGCUUGCGUCCUAAGGAGAAACAGCCUUUAGUUAUCUUUAGCUAUCUUUUAUAGUACCAAGGAGGGCACUUGAAAAGAUAGCACCGAAUAAUUAAAAGGGUGAGCCUGUUAGCCGGCUACUAGUCACCAUGCCCUGUGCUUUUCAAUAAUGCUUUGAGACCUCGCCCAUCUCUCAACCCCUGAACUUCGCUUAUGGGAGAGUGCCGCUGGACAUCAGUCUAUUAUUUGGCUGUGAAGUACUUCCUAUCUCAUUGUGUUUAUUCUGCGCUUACCGUAAUUUUGGGUACUUUGUAAUAAAAGCUGAUUUUUACAUUAAAA
Molecule: messenger RNA, 2507 nt
Organism: Nematostella vectensis (starlet sea anemone)
Lineage: Eukaryota; Metazoa; Cnidaria; Anthozoa; Actiniaria; Edwardsiidae
Exons: 1
Coding region: 93-1415 (440 amino acids)
Source: RefSeq, a predicted model, not a curated record